Messenger RNA from Vitis vinifera (wine grape), 1224 nucleotides. RefSeq names its product 36.4 kDa proline-rich protein. The coding region runs from base 149 to 949 and encodes 266 amino acids. The transcript is spliced from 2 exons. Lineage: Eukaryota; Viridiplantae; Streptophyta; Magnoliopsida; Vitales; Vitaceae. The record is from RefSeq and is a predicted model, not a curated record.
CCAACUAGCAAGGUUUGACAGCUGCCUUUUGAGGGUAGCCCAUGUUCACGUGAAGUGAUUGUAGGGGCUUUGUAUUUUUGCACUCCUCACUCACUCUAUAUAACUACUCACCCAUCUUCCCAAAUUUUACCAAGUCCUAAACACCAUCAUGGACUCCUCCAAGCUUUCAGCUCUGUUCCUCAUUUUCACGCUCUUCAUCUCCUCAGCCACCCCUAUUCUUGGCUGUGCCCCUUGUUCCAAGCCCCCUCCCCAGCACAAGCCCCCUUUCCACCACAAGCCCCCUUCCCACCACAAGCCACCCAAAGGAAAGCCCCCCAUUACUCGUCCUCCCAUUGUUAAGCCUCCUAUCACCGUGCCACCGGUUGUCCCUCCCAUUGUUAAGCCUCCUAUCACCCUGCCACCGGUUGUCCCUCCCAUUGUUAAACCUCCCAUUACAGUCCCUCCCAUCACUGUCCCUCCCAUUGUUAAACCUCCCAUUACAGUCCCUCCCAUCACUGUUCCUCCCAUUGUUAAACCUCCCAUUACAGUCCCUCCCAUCACUGUCCCUCCCAUUGUUAAACCUCCCGUUACAGUCCCUCCCAUCACAGUCCCUCCCAUUAUUAAGCCACCGAUCACCGUCCCUCCGGUCGUGACUCCUCCAGUGAAUAAACCACCGGUGGGAACGCCUUGCCCACCGCCACCUGCCUCAGCGACGUGCCCAAUUGACACAUUGAAGCUGGGUGCUUGUGUGGAUCUUCUUGGCGGAUUGGUGCACAUUGGUCUUGGAGACCCUGUCGCCAAUGAGUGCUGUCCGGUUCUUUCAGGUCUCGUUGAGCUGGAAGCUGCUGUCUGCUUGUGCACUACUCUCAAGAUCAAGCUACUCAACCUUAACAUCUAUGUCCCACUUGCUCUUCAACUCCUUAUCACUUGUGGAAAGACACCCCCUCCUGGUUACACCUGCACUGUUUAGAUCAAAGUUGCUAGACUGAUGGAUGCAUGGAAAAGUGGACAUGAGAGGAUGUCAACCAUCAUCCUUCACUCAACUCUCUCUCUUCCUCUUUCUAUCUUCUUUCUCUUUCUCUCUUCCUUUACUCCUUUUUCUCUUCUUGAUUGGUACUGUUAGCUAAUGUUUGGCUCUACUGUACACCAUUUGUUUUUAUGAGAUUGUCGCAAUGUGUGUUUUGUCUAAGACAAGGAUGCUUUUUCUUUUUGUAAUUUUUUAAUUGGAUUCCCACUUUCAUGCAA